Messenger RNA from Bufo gargarizans (Asiatic toad), 2632 nucleotides. It is a transcript of the gene TARS1, whose product is annotated as threonyl-tRNA synthetase 1. The record is from RefSeq and is a predicted model, not a curated record. Gene Ontology annotation, cellular component: cytoplasm. Gene Ontology annotation, biological process: threonyl-tRNA aminoacylation. The coding region runs from base 75 to 2237 and encodes 720 amino acids. Gene Ontology annotation, molecular function: threonine-tRNA ligase activity; ATP binding. NCBI's taxonomy places the organism in Eukaryota, Metazoa, Chordata, Amphibia, Anura, Bufonidae. The transcript is spliced from 19 exons.
GUGUCCGGUUAGGGUGUCUCCUCUGGGUUUUCGCCGGUUGCAUCAGCUGCUGCAGUUGCCGGGAAGUGACAGGCAUGGCGGAGAACGUGGCGGCCACAAUGGAGAACCUGAACCUUAGUAAGCCAAAUUCAGAAGGCGGAAAACAGAAAGAGGGAGGUAAAAAGAAGACUAAAGAAGGAUCCGGAGGUGGGGGACGACCUGAACUCAGUCCGUUGCCCGAGUACAUCAACCAGAGGCUGGAAGUAUACAAUAAGCUGAAAGCCGAGCACGAUGCCCUCCUCGCUGAGAAAGCCACAAAGGAAAGCAAACCGAUCAAGGUGACCCUGCCGGAUGGGAAACAAGUGGACGCUGAGUCUUGGAAGACCACCCCAUACCAGAUAGCUGCUGGGAUCAGUCAGGGGUUAGCGGAUAAUACAGUGAUCGCGAAGGUGAAUAAUGUGGUGUGGGACCUUGACCGCCCCCUGGAGGCAGACUGCACACUGGCGCUGCUGAAAUUAGAUGAUGAAGAAGCUCAAGCAGUGUACUGGCACUCGAGCGCACACAUUAUGGGUGAGGCCAUGGAGCGAGUGUACGGUGGAUGCCUGUGCUACGGCCCUCCUAUCGAAAACGGCUUUUAUUACGACAUGUUUCUUGAAGACGGGGGGGUGUCCAGCAACGACUUCACCAGCCUGGAAAACCUGUGCAAAAAGAUUAUGAAGGAGAAACAACCAUUUGAAAGGCUUGAAGUGUCCAAAGAGACUCUGCUGGAAAUGUUUAAGUACAACAAGUUUAAGUGCAGAAUCCUGAAUGAAAAAGUGGAUACUCCAACCACCACAGUGUACAGAUGCGGCCCCUUAAUCGAUCUUUGCAGAGGACCCCAUGUCAGACAUACUGGAAAGAUUAAAGCACUCAAAAUUCACAAGAACUCCUCCACUUACUGGGAAGGGAAAGCUGAUAUGGAAACCCUACAAAGAAUAUAUGGAAUAUCUUUUCCUGAUCCAAAAAUGCUGAAAGAAUGGGAGAAAUUCCAAGAAGAAGCCAAGAAUCGAGAUCACAGAAAGAUUGGAAGGGAGCAAGAACUCUUCUUCUUCCAUGAACUGAGUCCCGGGAGCUGCUUUUUCCUGCCCAAAGGAGCGUUCAUCUAUAACCAGCUGAUCGGCUUCAUCAGGCAAGAGUACAGGAAGCGUGGGUUCCAGGAGGUGGUCACCCCCAAUGUCUACAACAGCAAAUUGUGGCAGACGUCCGGUCACUGGCAGCACUACAGCGAGAACAUGUUCUCUUUCGAAGUGGAGAAGGAGAUUUUUGCCUUGAAACCGAUGAACUGCCCUGGGCACUGUUUGAUGUUUGACCACCGCCCGCGUUCCUGGAGGGAGCUGCCUCUGAGGAUGGCCGAUUUUGGAGUCCUACACCGCAACGAGCUGUCCGGUGCCCUCACGGGGCUGACAAGAGUCCGACGCUUCCAGCAGGACGAUGCCCACAUAUUCUGUGCCAUGGAGCAGAUUGAAGAAGAGAUAAAGAGCUGCCUGGACUUCCUGCGUGCCGUCUACGACGUCUUUGGUUUUACCUUCAAGCUGAACCUCUCCACACGGCCAGAGAAGUUCCUGGGUGACAUUGAAGUGUGGAAUCAAGCUGAGAAGCAACUUGAAAACAGUCUCAAUGAAUUUGGAGAGAAGUGGGUGUUGAAUCCAGGCGAUGGCGCCUUCUAUGGUCCAAAGAUUGACAUCCAGAUUAAAGACGCCAUUGGCCGUUACCACCAGUGCGCCACCAUACAGCUAGACUUCCAGCUCCCUAUUAGAUUCAACCUCACCUACGUCAGCCCGGACGGUGACGACAAGAAGAGGCCGGUUAUCAUUCACCGCGCCAUACUGGGAUCUGUAGAGCGGAUGAUCGCCAUUUUGACCGAGAACUAUGGAGGCAGAUGGCCUCUCUGGAUUUCUCCUCAGCAAGUGAUGGUGGUGCCCGUAGGACCAACAUGUGACGACUAUGCCCAAAAGGUGAGGGAGCAGUUCCACCACGCCGGGCUCAUGGCCGAUGUAGAUCUCGAUCACGGUUCUACCCUCAAUAAGAAGAUCAGGAACGCACAGCUUACCCAGUACAACUUCAUCCUCGUGAUCGGAGAAAAGGAAAAAGCCAGCAACACGGUAAACAUCCGCACCAGGGACAACAAGGUGCACGGCGAGCGCACGGUGGAGGAGACCAUCGCAAGGCUCCUCCAGCUCAAGGACUCCCGAUGCAAGAAUUCAGAAGAAGAGUUUUAAGGCCUGACUUUCUUAAAGGGCCAACACCACUAAUGCCACGCGCAGUUGUUUUGCACUGCGCUGGAAUGAAAUGAUCAUCCAAGAGCCAAAAACAAAACAAAAAAAACUCUGAAGGUUCGUCCGCACUGGUUCUCUCUGGGAACGAGGGAAUUUUGAUUCUCAGGUCCCAGUUUCCGGGACGGUUUUAUAUUAUUAGAUUGUCCUUUUGUCUUCUCUAUCUGUUAGGUAUUUUUGCAUAUAGUUGCCACGAGCGUAGCCUCCCCGUAGAUUCCGCUUUAAUGAAAGUGAACAGAAAGCUGCACGAACAAUGUUCUGGUCAUGUUACGUAGGUUAGAACAAAUCUUGACGAGGGUCCGAGUGAUGCUACAGACGCAAUAAAUCGAAGAAGCUUUGUA